CUCUCUCUCUCUCUCUCUAAAAAACCAAAAAGUCCACCAAGGUUUGAGCCACAAGUCCACCGCUGCUGGGGCUAUACCUCUGGUAGAUCUGAUUGCCAUUCGCGAUCUCUCUCGCUUUUUGUUAUUUGGAGUGUUUGUUCACUUGUAGGUCUUUAAACUUUAAUGUGGCUUCAAAGUUUGAGACUUGUGAAGCUGAAAUCAAAGUUUUAGAAUAGAAACAAGUGAUAAAGCACCUUGUAAAUUGGAUCAGUUAUGGUGUUUUGGGAAGGUUAUGUGAGUGAUGAAGCAAUGGGCACUUUUGCCCCAAUUGUGGUUUAUUGGUUGUACGCUGGGUUUUAUCAGUUGUUGCCGCCAUUGGAUAAAUACCGGUUGCACACUAGAAAAGAGGAGGAAGAGAAGAACUUGGUCCCACUGCCAAAGGUGGUCAAGGGUGUUUUGCUCCAACAGCUAGUUCAGGCAAUAGUUGCUCAUGGGCUCUUUUGGUUGACCUCGACAUCUGAUGCAUCUGGGAUCACAAUCCAGCCCUCCAUUCCUAUCCAAAUUGUGCAGAUUAUUAUUGCUAUGUUUGUCAUGGACACAUGGCAGUAUUUUGUGCAUCGCUAUAUGCAUCAAAACAAAUUCCUAUACCGCCACAUCCACUCUCAACAUCAUAGGCUAGUUGUACCAUAUGCAAUUGGGGCCCUCUAUAAUCACCCACUGGAGGGUCUCUUGCUUGAUACAGUAGGUGGUGCCAUCUCUUUCCUAGUGUCAGGAAUGACUGCACGGACAGGAGUGAUUUUCUUCUGCUUUGCUGUGGUUAAAACUGUGGAUGAUCAUUGUGGGCUUUGGUUGCCUGGCAAUAUCUUCCACUUUUUUUUCCAGAACAACACUGCUUAUCAUGAUAUCCAUCAUCAACUCCAAGGCACAAAGUACAACUAUUCUCAGCCAUUCUUCUCUAUAUGGGAUAAACUUCUAGGAACCCAUAUGCCUUACGAUCUAUUAAAGCGAGCAGAAGGUGGUUUCGAGGCAAGGCUGUUGAAAGAUUGAUUCAAAUUGGAUGAUUUACUGUUAUCAUUUCAAGUUAUCACUUAACAGAGGAAUAUUUUUUGGUUGAGACAACCAUUCUUUGGAAGUUGAAUUAAAAUUGGCUAUUGACGCGUCUCAUGUUCUUGGCAUAUAGCAGGAGAGUGGUUUUGGCUUUUCAUCGCUCUUUUCUAGUUGAUUGAAAGUGCAUUUGUUUAGUUGGUAAUGGUAAUUUUACAAACCUACCCAAUGAAUUGUAAUUGUGAUGUUCUGUACAUUAUGUUGAUAUUGAUCGCUCAACAGGGUUGGAAUUUGUUCA
Messenger RNA from Hevea brasiliensis (rubber tree), 1321 nucleotides. RefSeq names its product very-long-chain aldehyde decarbonylase GL1-9. NCBI's taxonomy places the organism in Eukaryota, Viridiplantae, Streptophyta, Magnoliopsida, Malpighiales, Euphorbiaceae. Gene Ontology annotation, molecular function: oxidoreductase activity; iron ion binding. The record is from RefSeq and is a predicted model, not a curated record. The coding region runs from base 253 to 1026 and encodes 257 amino acids. The transcript is spliced from 3 exons. Gene Ontology annotation, biological process: lipid biosynthetic process.